This is a messenger RNA of Budorcas taxicolor (takin), 2076 nucleotides long. RefSeq names its product telomeric repeat binding factor 1 (gene TERF1). Gene Ontology annotation, biological process: telomere maintenance. Gene Ontology annotation, cellular component: nucleus; chromosome, telomeric region. NCBI's taxonomy places the organism in Eukaryota, Metazoa, Chordata, Mammalia, Artiodactyla, Bovidae. The transcript has 9 exons. Bases 15 to 1289 code for a protein of 424 amino acids. The record is from RefSeq and is a predicted model, not a curated record. Gene Ontology annotation, molecular function: telomeric repeat DNA binding; protein homodimerization activity.
GCGAGGUGUUUAACAUGGCGGAGGAUACCGCCUCUGCGGCUCAGAGCCCGCGAGGGCGUGCGGACGGGGAGGAUGCGGGUUCCUCGGAGGAGCGGGUGGCGGACACGGUGACAGAUGAUCAGGAGCAGUUUGAAUGCCAGGAACUGCUCGAGUGCCAGGUACAGCUGGGGGCCCCUGAGGAGGAGGAGGACGCGGGCCUGGUGGCUGAGGCAGAGGCGGUAGCUGCCGGCUGGAUGCUCGAUUUCCUCUGCCUUUCGCUUUGCCGGGCUUUCCGUGACGGCCGCUCCGACGACUUCCAUCGCACCCGCGACAGCGCCGAGGCUAUUAUUCAUGGACUGUCCAGUCUAACAGCUUACCAACUGAGAACUAUAUACGUAUGUCAAUUUUUGACAAGAAUUGAAGCUGGAAAAACCCUUGGUACUUGUUUUUAUUUUGGUUUAAAAGAUGCACAGUUUGAAAGUGAUGAACGAAUUACACCCUUGGAAUCAGCCCUAAUGAUUUGGGCUUCAAUUGAAAAGGAACAUGACAAGCUUCAUGAAGAAAUAGAGAAUUUAAUUAAAAUUCAGGCUAUAGCCGUUUGCAUGGAAAAUGGCAAUUUUAAGGAAGCAGAAGAAGUCUUUGAAAGAGUAUUUGGUGACCCAAAUUCUUACAUGCCUUUUAAAAGGAAAUUGCUUAUGAUAAUCUCUCAGAAAGAUACUUUCCAUUCCUUUUUUCAACACUUCAGCUACAACCACAUGAUGGAGAAAAUUAAGAGUUAUGUGAACUGUGUGCUAAAUGAAAAAUCAUCAACGUUUCUAAUGAAGGCAGCAACAAAAGUAGUGGAAACUAAAAGAGCAAGAACAACAUAUUCUGAAGAUAAACCUAAUGGCAAAGAUGUUGAAUUGGCAACUGAAACUAAUUUGGAUACAGGACAAAGGUCUCACAAAAAUCUCUUCUUAUCUAAGUUGAAACGUGGAAACCAACAAGAUUUUAAUAAGAAAGAGGAAAGAGUGGAAACUUCUCAAAGUGGAAGAAAGAAAAAGAACAGUAGACGAGCCACUGAAAGUAAGAGAAUACGUAUUUUAAAAAGUCAGCCUGUAACUCCUGAAAAGCAUCGGUCUAGGAAAAAACAGGCAUGGCUUUGGGAAGAAGACAAGAAUCUGAGAUCUGGUGUGAGGAAAUACGGAGAGGGAAAUUGGUCUAAAAUACUAUCACAUUAUGAAUUCAACAACCGAACAAGCGUCAUGUUGAAAGACAGAUGGAGGACUAUGAAGAAGCUAAAACUGAUCUGUUCGGACAGUGAAGACUGAGAGUGUUUGCAGAGCUUGAUUGAGAUGACAGUUUAACACUCUAAUCACUGCAUGUUGUUUGAAAGUUGGUCAAAACUCUGUUUAAAGCAUUACAGUAUUUUUUCUGUAGCACAGUCAUUCAAUAUGAGGAUUUGUGCUGUAAGAGCAUUACCAUCAUUGUAUUCUUUAAGAAUCUUUUUCCUUUAAUAAAAAACAUAAAUUUUUUGGAACCCUAGUGCUUUCAAUCCUCCUACCUCCAAACCCUAUUCCGAAGCCUGAUUAGAGGAAAAAUAUAUUGCUGUUAACCUGCUGUAUAUGUGUGGGCUGACUUCAACUCUGGCACUCCUAAAAGUGAAGUUUCUAAAUCAGUGAAUAAGAGGCCUUUGACAUAAGGCGUAAUGAUUUAUGACCUUAAUAUGUUAAUUACUAACACACUUGCUUAUAGAAUGAUAAAUGUACAAAGUAAUCUAUGAGAUAUACUUAAAAAUUCCUUUUAAGUAGUUUCAUAUAAAGGAAAAAACUUGAAAAUGUAAUACCCAUAGGACAGAGUUUAUACUACUACCAAGAAUAGCUUAUGUUUCAUUUAGGUACAUUUGACUUUGGUUCUGGUGUUAAAACUUUGACAGAGAUAGUUUAAAUAAAGCUUCUUUAUAACCUGGUGCUAUAAAUAUCAAUUUCUCCGAUAUUUUCAUUUAGUUAGAUAAAUAUCGGGCCUAAAUAGCAUUCUAUAAAUGUUUAAAUUGGCUUUAAACAUAAUCAUUUUAAUGUCUGUGAUAAAUAGUAAAUAAACAAGAUCCUGCACACCUUA